Messenger RNA from Penicillium oxalicum, 1983 nucleotides. RefSeq lists its product as uncharacterized. The record is from RefSeq and is a predicted model, not a curated record. Gene Ontology annotation, cellular component: nucleus; Ku70:Ku80 complex. The transcript is spliced from 5 exons. Gene Ontology annotation, biological process: cellular response to gamma radiation; cellular response to X-ray; telomere maintenance. Bases 1 to 1983 code for a protein of 660 amino acids. Gene Ontology annotation, molecular function: double-stranded DNA binding; telomeric repeat DNA binding; damaged DNA binding. Lineage: Eukaryota; Fungi; Ascomycota; Eurotiomycetes; Eurotiales; Aspergillaceae.
AUGGCGGACGAUAGCUUUGUGCGAGACGAUGAUAAUGUUGAGGAGGAAGAUGAAGUCGACGAGAUCAGUUUUCGUGCCGUCAAAGAUGCGGUUCUCUUCGCGAUUGAUGUGAGCAGCUCCAUGCUGACGCCACGUCCAUCCGAGGACCCUAAACACCCAGGUCAAGUAUCUCCGGCCUCAGCGGCUCUCAAGUGCGCAUAUCAUUUGAUGCAGCAGCGUAUCAUAUCAAACCCCAGCGACAUGAUCGGAGUUCUGCUGUAUGGAACCGAAUCAUCAAAGUUCUAUGAUGAAGACGGAACUGCUGCCAGCGAUCUGUCAUAUCCACACUGUUACUUGUUCACUGAUCUCGAUAUUCCGUCCGCGGAAGAGGUCAAGAGUCUGCGAGCUUUAGCCGAAGAUGAGGAAGGCUCCCGCAGUAUUCUGAAGCCUUCAAGCGAAAGUGUUUCAAUGGCGAAUGUCCUGUUCUGUGCCAAUCAGAUAUUCACUUCAAAGGCGCCAAACUUCCUUUCUAGACGUCUUUUCAUCGUCACUGAUGACGAUAACCCACACCAAGAUAAAAAGUCGCUGAGAUCCGCAGCAACCGUUCGGGCGAGGGAUCUCUACGACCUGGGAGUUAAUAUCGAGUUGUUUCCAAUUUCUGGACCGGAUCAUGACUUCGAUACCUCUAAGUUCUAUGAUGACAUCAUCUACAAAGCUUCUCCCCGCGAUGGUGAAGCUCCUACCUAUUUGCGCCCAGACAUUCAUGCGUCAACUGGUAAAGGUGACGGAAUUUCUUUGCUUAAUUCAUUGCUGUCGAGUAUCCAUUCCCGGGCCGUACCACGACGUUCGCUCUUCUCCAAUGUCCCUCUUGAGAUAGGACCCAACUUUAAGAUAUCUGUCAACGGCUACCUUCUUCUCAAAAAGCAAGAGCCAGCUCGCAGCUGCUACGUUUGGCUUGGCGGGGAAAAACCUCAAAUCGUCAAGGGCAUCACAACAUACAUGGCAGAUGAUACAGCCCAAACGGUGGAAAAGGCAGAGAUCCGCAAAGCUUACAAGUUCGGCGGCGAACAAGUUACAUUCACACCCGAGGAAUUGCAAGGAUUGAGGAAUUUUGGAGAGCCUGUCAUUCGGAUCAUUGGGUUUAAGCCCUUGUCCACCUUACCCAUUUGGGCCAAUGUCAAGCACCCUUCCUUUAUUUACCCGUGCGAAGAUGACUUUGUUGGAUCCACGCGUGUUUUCUCCGCCUUGCAUCAGAAAUUAUUGAAAGAUGAGAAGAUGGCUCUUGUCUGGUUCAUUCCUCGCAAGAAUUCUGCGCCAGUCGUUGCGGCGAUGAUUGCCGGCGAAGAGAAGCUUGAUGAGAAUAGCGUACAAAAGGUUCCACCGGGCAUGUGGCUCAUCCCAUUACCUUUUGCAGAUGAUGUGCGACAAAACCCCCCUUCCGUGUUGAGUGUGUCGCCAGACCAUUUGACGGACGCAAUGCGUCAAGUGAUUGGCCAGCUACAACUCCCCAAGGGUACCUAUGAUCCUCAGAAGUACCCAAAUCCAGCACUUCAAUGGCAUUACCGCAUUCUACAAGCUUUGGCUCUCGACGAGGAUCACCCGGGCGAGGCGGAAGACAAAACGAAGCCAAAAUACCGGCAAAUUGACAAGCGUGCUGGCGACUACGUUCUUGAGUGGUCUCGGUUACUUGAUGCUGCAUAUGACAAAAUGUAUGGGAGACCAGCCGCGACUACUACAUCUACCCGAGUAAAACGUGACGCACCAGGCGUGGGCGAAAGUGCAGGUCAACCUCUGGUCAAACGGAUCAAGGCUGAAACAGAGGAUCCCGAUGAGAAAAUCGCACGAUUGUACGAAACCGGCGGUUUGUCCAAGGUCACCCGUGCGGUUCUCAAGGACUUUCUCGACGCACAUGGCCUUGCAGCGGCUGGAAAAAAGGACGAUCUUGUGGAACAAGUCGAGGCAUACUUUGAGAGGAAACACCGCUCGCGGCCCGGGAGAUUGUAA